Lingula anatina is the source of this 1949-nucleotide messenger RNA. RefSeq lists its product as uncharacterized. Lineage: Eukaryota; Metazoa; Brachiopoda; Lingulata; Lingulida; Lingulidae. The record is from RefSeq and is a predicted model, not a curated record.
UAUAUGCUUAUUACUCAGCAAAAUUAAUUAUCUAUGCAAUUCUGUAUCUGGCCAUAAAGUUUUAUAUUUCAUUUUUUCUCCUUUCAGACAUUGAUAGAGACUUCUCCAUUUGUUUUUACUCAAAGAAGAAUGGAAUGGCAUCCACUGCAGCACCAUUCCCUCUGGGAAUCACCACUUUUUCUGUUGGGUUCUGGAUCAGGCUUUUAAAUGUCAUGGAUACUGGGACAUUCCUAACUGUAUAUGGUUCUGUGAGCAACACAACAGGAGCCAACAAGACAGUCUUCCUGCAGGCUCACAGUAGCGGCAUCAACAUCACUGAUCAGUACAUCUCCUUUGAUAUGUCCAUACUGAAUCAGCUUGGGGUACAGGACAGGAACUGGCACUACCUGAUGCUUCUGGUGGACAGUGGUGGGACAACUCUGUAUUUUGAUGGUUUUAGGAAUCCUUCAGUUGUUACAGUAGCAAGUGUUCCAAAUUAUGGUUGGAUCGUAGUAGGAAGUACUGAAGGCUAUGUGGAUGGAGGGACGGAGGGUUUUCAAGGCUGCUUGAGUCGUCUAGAUGUCUGGAGCAGUCUUGUAUCUUUGUCAGAUCUUUCUAAAUUGUAUGAGUUUAGGACAACAUUUUCUGUAUCUGUUCACUUGAUUGCAAGGCCAGUUGAAUUCAAGCUACAGGGAUCAGUUGAGAAAAUCUGGCCCAGCAACAUUACUCAAGAAUAUCCACUACCCAGUGGUGUCCAGCUUGCAGUGUCCACAUGUCCAGCAGAUCAGCAGGUGGUCAGCAGACAGAGGACAGUGGAGGGGAACUGGCAGGAACCAACAUUCCAGGGUCAUCUGCCCAGUACUGUUAUCUCUAACUACAACAGAAGUUCAACCUUCACUUGGGGCAAAUAUGAAGUUGUCUAUUCUGCCUGUGAUUCUAAGGGAGACUCUGUCAACUGUGGCUUCAGUUAUUAUGUGAAAUCUGAUGACUGUACAACCCCUGAUGCCCCACGUAAAGGCUACCAGAACUGUAGCUCCAGUGCAGAUGGCCAGUAUAAGACCUGUAUGGUGGCCUGUGACCCUGGCCACGCCUUCCUUAAACCUGUGCCCAAGAUGGGCUACACCUGUGGGCCCUCUGGUGUCUGGAAUCCUAAAAACCCACUAGGGAAAUUCAUCUACCCUGCUUGUGGAGUUAUAGAAUUGAGAAAAAUUCAGAUCCAUUUUAGAAUAAAAUUGAACCUGAGUGGAUUUGUAGACUGUAAUGAUGGACCACGCAUGAGUAUCCUGUUAGGUUACUUCAGAGCUGGCUUCAUCACCCUGGCAAACACGUGGCAAGGAUUCUGCACUCCUUCAUGCCGGAAUGUAAAAAUAGUCAUCACUUCAUGUAAUAGUUCAACAGCAAAGAGAAGAAAGAGGGCAACAGGAGAAGUGGCUACUGUGGAGUUUACCAUUGAAAAUGCAAAUGAAACACUGUACAAUGUAAGUGGCUCUGGUAAUGCUACUGCAGUUGACAUCAUAACUCAAGCCUUGCUGCAAGAUGGAGUGUUUGAAAUAAGUGGGAUUGCUGCUGGGUCUUCCACUGAUACAUCUGACAGCAUCAUAGAUGUUAAGUCUAUAUGUAAUGAAGGCUUUCAAGUACUUGGCACACAGUGUGUGCAAUGUACAGUUGGAACCUUCUACAAUAACAACACUGCCCAGUGUGAAGACUGUCCCAUUGGUCAGUAUCAGAGUGGAAAUGGUCAGUUUAGCUGCAACCCAUGUCCACCUGGCCGGACCACUCUGGCUGUGGGUGCUGUUAAUAACACUUAUUGUAUUGUGGUCUGUCCACCAGGGACCAAGAAAGUGAACAACACAUGUGCUGUGUGUCCAGUGGGGACUUAUCAGGACCAGAGNAAUUGUUUUCUUUAUUUAUGCCAGGUAUGUAGUUUUCAGUACAGAAUUAAAGGUAAUUGUGUGUGUGUGUUUGUUUGA